UCAGUUUAGUCCUACACACAACAUUCUUCAAUCUUCUUUUGUGCUCUAAUCUCUCUGAAUCAGUUCCAAUGGAGACUCCAUCAUCCACAGCAAGAAGAAUCACCAGAUCUCAAACCGCCUCCAACAAUAUCCCUCUUUCAAGAAAAAAGCCUGAGGAAUCUGAAAAGAGCGGUUCGAAAACGAGGCAAAGAAACAACAUGCAACAGCAGCAGGAUCGGUGUGCGCUUAUUGACAUAUCGAACGAUUCACCGAUCGUGGGGCUUGCAAACGGCAACGAUCUCGAAACGCCGUUGUCGUCUAUGGCGAAGCAGCGGAGGGUGAAGCAAACGCCGGGUUCCGGCGAAGCCUUGCUGAGGGGUCAGGUUAAGACCCUUUUGCAGAAAGUUGAAGAAGAAGCUGUGGUUUCGAAAUUCUCAAAGGAAGUUCCUUCCUUUCUCAAACUUGUUAAUUCCCCAAUGUCACUUCUUGCACCCACUCCUGCGAACACUCCCCAAAUCGCUAAUCUUUCUGCUUCCGAUGAAACUGCUUUACCUUCUGCUGUCGUUGAAGAACAAUUGAUCCAGAGGGUGGUGGAUGAAAUAUUUGAGGGAAAGAACAAUGAGAAGGCUGAAUCUGAGAAGAGUGUGAUAACGAGGUCGCUGCUGUUGGAUUUCUCGGACAAAUCCGAGGUUUCAGAAUGCUCUUCUGAGGUGACUUAUCAGGAAGUGUCACAAGGAAGUGGUGGAGGUGGGUCCACCACGGAAGAUGAUGGUGCUUCUAUUUGGUCCAUUCAGGUGAAUGCAAGCACACAUGAUGAGGAUGAGGAUGAUGAGAAAAUGGGUGAGGAGGAAGAGGAGUAUUAUGAUGAGGAUGCUGAAGAUGAGGAGUUCUGUGAUGAUGGUGAUGGAGGGUUGUUGAUUGAUGAAUUGUGUGCUGGGUUGAACAACAUUAGUGUGAAUGAGAAGGGCUGUGGGAAGCACACGAGGUUUGUUUACGACAGUGAUGACGAGCUUGUGGAGAAAGUGGAAGUAGAAUCGUCUAAUGUGAUUUGUUUGAAGGGGUUGCCAACACCCAAAGGAAAGCACCUUCGCUUUCCUGAGGAGGAAGAAGAUUCUGAUAUGUGAUUUUUGGUUGAUGCUGUGAUUGUGUAUUGGUUGGUUGAUUCACCUUUGUUGACACCACUGCUUUGGUGGUUGGGAAUCGUUUUGUUACUGGAUCUUGUUCGGGGGAUUCAUUGAGGCUUUUUAUUUUUUUGUGAUUGGAAGCUAAUGCUGCUCCAAUAAAAUUGGUAUUUUUCAUUAUCAAUAAAAAUUUCUGGUUUAAUUUGCUGCGCA
Messenger RNA from Cajanus cajan (pigeon pea), 1313 nucleotides. RefSeq lists its product as uncharacterized. NCBI's taxonomy places the organism in Eukaryota, Viridiplantae, Streptophyta, Magnoliopsida, Fabales, Fabaceae. The record is from RefSeq and is a predicted model, not a curated record.